Molecule: messenger RNA, 1533 nt
Organism: Symbiodinium natans
Lineage: Eukaryota; Dinophyceae; Suessiales; Symbiodiniaceae
Source: the annotation of a GenBank genome assembly
AUGGCUGCAAGUGCGGCCAUGGACAUGUUGUCAGCUGCCCCCCUAUGGCGGACUUUGCCUUGUGGCCACAGCUGGCAACCAAGUCAGGAGUUGGUUUCGCGAUCUCGGCAAGAUGAUCCAGAAAGACAGUGGAAACCUGCCAAAUCUGGGCUUUGUCUUGGAGGUGCUGCGCUUCUUGGAGCUUCUUGCAAGAAGCGAAGUCGUGUGAGCCUUCAGGUGCGGCGACGGCAACUCCCCAUUGUAAGAGAGAAGGAAGUCAUCGCAACGAAGCGACUUCCAUUGUGGCAGCUCUCCGACGAGAUGUACAUGGAGAGGCAGCUGGCUCCGGAUCCCAAUCUGUCCUGGACCGAGGUGCGCAGAGCCCAAGCACGCAUGAAGGAGCAGGUCAUCGCACAGCAGUUCCGAGAUUUCAAAAAGAUCGAGCGCGAGCUUGGUGGUUUCCGGCUGCAGCCGCAAUAUCACAUAAGUGAGCUUCGUGCAGGAAUGUGGUUGGAGGGUCGUGUGUCAGCGACACAUGACAAAGGAGUGCUGGUGGAUGUGGGCGCUUACACUGAAAGCGGAGAAUGGGUUGAUGGCUUCCUCCACAUGGGUCAGAUUAAAGACGAUGGAGGCUAUGUCCGCCAGGACAAGAUCAUGAAUUUCGUGCACUUGGGGGAGAGCGUGCGGGUCAGAGUCGUGGAAUGUGUGCCGGCUACUGGGCUUCUGAGACUGUCCAUGCGGCUGGAGGAGGACUUGCCUGAACUAUUCAUGGGCAAGCCCAGACCUUACAGUAUCCACGACAUCGAACAAGGGAUGAAGGUGACCGGCAUUGUGCGCAGAGUCUGGGACAAAUGGGCCCUUGUCGAUAUUGGCUGCGACUGUUUGGCCCGCCUCCACGUGCGAGAACAUCCACGGGAGAGAAACGAGUACGGCUUCUACAAAUGGGACAGACUACACAAAUAUGCCUGGAGUGCUUUUACCCGUGGCGCUCAGCUUGAGCUGUGGGUUGAGAAGAUCAAGUACCAGCGCCAAAUCACCUUAGUGGGCAACAAACCCCCGUCUGCCAAAAUGGCUGACAAGGUCAAAGCAGCACGGAUGACUGGCGCACAAUUCGUUAAAGGUCUCGACAGAGGCGAAGAACGCAUGACACUGGAACAGCAGCGGGACCGAGAAAAGUCCGAAGCAGAGAAGGCUCACUGGAGCCCGUAUGUGCCGCACGUCGAUGAGUGGCUGGAAGAAGCAGCAGAGCCAGAUGAGGAAACAGACAGCUGGGUUGCAAGGACGGAGCGCGAGAUCUUCGAAGAGUUUAGAGAAGAGAAUGGAGAAACCUCCGCGCAGGAGGGCAUCGAGCUAGCCUCCAACUUCGUUGAAGAGGAGUUCGACGAGGCAGAUGAUUUCGGCGAAGAUGAGUUCGCAGAAGACGACUUCGCGGACGAUUCCAGUUAUGUCGCAGAUGAUGUUCCCUUCAGCUUGGGAGCUCCAGGAUUCGAGGAUGACGCGUGGGAGCUCAAUGAUGGCCCCGAGUCCUCUCAAGACGAUAGCUUGCUCUACUGA